AUGGUUUCCGCUCGCUUAUUAGUCACCACUUUGUUGUCAGCUGCUUUGACCAGCGCUCAAUACUUCAACUCAUCCUCCUCAAUCUCAUCCUUUUCAUCUUCAUCCUUGAGUUCUGAAGUCUCAUCAUCAUCUUCUGCUGGUAACUCAUCAUCAAUUGUUCCAUCCUCAUCAUCAUCUGAAUUACCACCAUCCUCAUCAUCUUCCACCCCAGAAGAAACUCCAUUCAUCACUGGUUCAUUCGUUGAUGGUGUCUUACAAUGGGAAAUCUUCGUUCCAGGUUCUUUAGGUCCAUGGACUCAAGUUUCCAUCGCUGUUUCUGGUCAAGAUUACACUGUUGAAUCUGUUGACGUUUUGGUUGAUGGUGAAGCUACUCAAGCUGACGUUGCUACUGAUGGUCCAAGUAUUUCUGCUUCAUCUGGUGAACAAGCUCCAAUCGGUUCUUACUUGUCAUUCUUAUACAGAGCUUCAAGAAACUCCAAUGCUAGACAAUUCACCACUGAUGCUAUCUUAACCAUUACUACUCCAGAUGCUGUGAAAUUAGUCAGAAGAGCUGUUAUCACUUAUGAAUUCUCAUCAACAAUCACUGUUCCUGAUGAUGCUUCAAGUCUUUCAUCAUCAUCUGUCACCUCUGGUACUACUGUUCCAACUUCAUCUGGCUCAACUUCUGAAGAAGUCACCACCACCAUCUGGGGUACUUCAGUUGUCACCACCACUAAAGAAGGUACUGUCACUUCAUACACCACUUACUGUCCAAUUGCUACUGAAACUUGUGUCUUAUCCACCGUUACUGUUAGUGUUGAAUCUUGUCCAGGUGUUACUAAAUGUCAUGUUGGUACUACUACUGCUCCAGGUGGUGGUGAACACACCUUCACCUACACUGAAAGUGUUGUCACUAUCACUAAAGGUCCAGGUCAUGGUCCAGGUGGUGAAGAAACCACUAAAGUUCCAGGUGCUCCAGUUACUACCAUCACUUUAGGUGGUGAAAGUGGUAAACCAACUACUGGUGGUGCUGUUAAAACUUCAACCAACGAAGAAGGUUCAACUGUUGUCGUUGUUUACGAAACCUCUAAAGUUCACGGUGGUGAAGGUUCAACCGGUGCUCCAACUGGUGCUCCAACUGGUGGUUCAACUACCCCAGCUAUCUCAACUUUUGAAGCUGCUGGUCACAAAUUAGCUUCAGGCUUAGGUUUAUUAUUACCAGCUUUUGUCUUCUUAUUCUAA
Messenger RNA from Hansenula anomala, 1221 nucleotides. RefSeq lists its product as uncharacterized. Lineage: Eukaryota; Fungi; Ascomycota; Saccharomycetes; Phaffomycetales; Wickerhamomycetaceae. The transcript has a single exon. Bases 1 to 1221 code for a protein of 406 amino acids. The record is from RefSeq and is a predicted model, not a curated record.